AUGUCGGGAGUUGGAGAUGAAGAUCGAGCCAUGUCGGGAGUCGGAGAAGGAGACUCAGACUCUGUCUCGAAGGUUAGACAAGAAAAAAGACACUUCACCAGUUUGACCACAGAGCAGCUGCUGGAGAAUUUGAAAAAAUUGUCGGGACCAGGAGCAGAGGACGAGAGAAAGCGAAGAAUCAUAGUUUAUACGCAGAAGGAGAAGAACAGGAGACAGGAGGCCAAAGAUCAGGCUAGGAAUAAGGAGAAGCAGGCCAUAAAAGAGAGGAACCGAAGACAGGAGGCCAAAAACCAAGCCAGGAAUGCGGAGAAGCGCGUCAGGAGAGAGAUGCAGCAGAGACGGGAGUUAGAGAAUCAAGCCAGGAAGAAGAUGAACCAAAUACAAAUGGCAGAGGAUCAAGCCAGAUGGGCUGCCAGAGAUACUCAGUAUAUAGUGAUGGGUAUAUCGAAUCCAGCGGAGAUGAAACAGAUCAUAAAGAGGGAGGCGAGGGAGGAGGCUGAUCUUGAUAUGUUGGAACCGAGGGAGGAAGUCGAGAGCGCAACAUCUCAACGUUUCGAUCUAGCAGAGCUUAGUGGCCAACGCUUGUCGGGAACCACAAAAUUGAAGCAAUUCUUUGAACGGAGAGAGGCUUUCAGAGUCUACCAUGGGUCGACCAACAGUACUCGCGGUUCGAAUCGUCGUCGAGACCGUAUGAUUGAUACGAGUAGGUUAGAUCGAGUGCUCAAAGUGGACACUGAGAAAAGGACUGCUCUUGUCGAACCAAAUGUCCCAAUGGAUAGGCUUGUUGCUGAAACUCUUCGCUAUGGCCUGGUACCCCCAGUGGUUAUGGAGUUUCCAGGUAUCACUGCUGGAGGGGGCUUUGCUGGCACUUCUGGCGAGAGCAGCUCUUUCAAGUAUGGCUUCUUUGAUUGCACAGUCAAUUGGAUUGAAAUGGUUCUUGCAAAUGGCGAUAUUGUAAUGGCUUCCAAGAAUGAAGAGUCAGACCUCUUCUAUGGUGCUGCAUCAUCUUUUGGAACACUAGGAGGUACGACCUUGAUUGAGUUACAGUUAAUCGAAGCUAAGACCUAUGUCGAGUUGACAUAUAUAAACAUACGAAGUAUGGCAGAGGGGAUACAAAAGAUCGAGGAAAUCACCAAGGAUCCAAGUGUUGACUAUCUUGAUGGAAUCCUGUUCAGCAAAAAGGCUGGUGUCAUCUGUUCCGGACGCCUGGUCAACACACUUGAACCUAAUACACAGAUUCAAGGCUUCGUGAAGAGUUCAGAUCCUUGGUUUUAUCUCCAUGCGAUGAAGAUCCAUGAUAGAAGCUCGGGAUCAGUUACAGAAGCUAUUCCUCUUGUUGAUUAUCUGUUUCGCGAAUCACCGCUGGGUCUUCUCGCCGAGAGAAAGGAAAAUUCGUCUACUCCUGAUAUGUUGCUCAAUUUUGGGGCUUGGGGACCAGGACCAGAUGGUCGCGAUGCCUUCAUAUCAUGGAACCGAAGAUUCGAACAAAAGGUUCGAGAGCUGGGUGGUCAGAAAUGGCUGUAUGCUCAUGCCUACUAUACCGAGAAGGAAUUCGAUGAGAUCUACAAUCGCAAGGAAUACGACGCUCUUCGUGUCAAGUAUCAUGCAACCUACCUCCCCAGUAUUUACGAUAAGGUCAAAGUUGAUAUCGAGUUAGAACACCGGGAGUUGCAAGCAUCGUGGAGCUUGUGGUUACUGGCAAUCUUCUGGAACAUUUGGCCGUUGAGUGGGCUUUAUGGGGUGUUACAGGCAUUUUUAGGUGGAUACUAUCUUCUGCCAAAAACUCAGGUAUCGAGCAAAAUACGUUCACUAAAGGAUAGGGUGAACUGA
Molecule: messenger RNA, 1830 nt
Organism: Sclerotinia borealis F-4128
Lineage: Eukaryota; Fungi; Ascomycota; Leotiomycetes; Helotiales; Sclerotiniaceae
Source: the annotation of a GenBank genome assembly